Molecule: messenger RNA, 690 nt
Organism: Helicoverpa armigera (cotton bollworm)
Lineage: Eukaryota; Metazoa; Arthropoda; Insecta; Lepidoptera; Noctuidae
Gene: Dtd
Product: D-aminoacyl-tRNA deacylase
Exons: 5
Coding region: 101-640 (179 amino acids)
Biological process (GO): tRNA metabolic process
Cellular component (GO): cytoplasm
Molecular function (GO): D-tyrosyl-tRNA(Tyr) deacylase activity
Source: RefSeq, a predicted model, not a curated record
CACUUGACACCGAGAUUUUGUUAUUAUUCUGUCAGAAUCGGUAAAAAUAUUGUUUUGAAAUCAUCUAAACUUACGUUAAAAGUUAAAUAGGAAUACAAAAAUGAAAGCCCUCAUACAACGCGUUAUGAACGCUAAAGUUACCGUAAAUGAUGAAGUAAUUAGCAGUAUUAGCCAAGGCAUCUGUGUGUUUUUCGGAAUAUCGAACAGUGACAGUAAAAAGAAUAUGGAAUACAUUGUCCGCAAAAUAUUAAGCAUAAAGCUAUUUGAUGAUGAAUCUGAAAAGAAAUGGAAGAAAAGUGUGUCUGACAGAGAUUUAGAAAUAUUAUGUGUGAGCCAGUUCACACUUUACAAUACAUGGAAAGGUAACAAACCAGACUUCCACCAUGCAAUGCCUGGAGACAAAUCUAAGGAGUUUUAUGAGAACUUCCUACAAAUGUUGAAGGAUGCUUAUAAACCAGAAAAAGUCAAAGAUGGCAAGUUUGCAGCCUACAUGCAAGUGAGCAUACAGAAUGAUGGACCAGUCACCUUUGAGAUAGAGUCCCCUGCCAAUCUUCCAAGCAAAGAGAGGAGAUCUAACAAUGGGACUAAACAAGAGAAAGACAGUAGUAAUCAAGUUGAAAACAGUGUUGAGACAUUAUAGUAUUUAAAUUUAUAGCAUGUAAGUAAAUAAAGUUAAAUUAUUUGAAAAAG